Mycosarcoma maydis (corn smut) is the source of this 1179-nucleotide messenger RNA. RefSeq lists its product as uncharacterized. Gene Ontology annotation, cellular component: cytosol. The coding region runs from base 1 to 1179 and encodes 392 amino acids. The transcript has a single exon. Gene Ontology annotation, biological process: protein insertion into ER membrane. The record is from RefSeq and is a predicted model, not a curated record. Gene Ontology annotation, molecular function: protein binding. NCBI's taxonomy places the organism in Eukaryota, Fungi, Basidiomycota, Ustilaginomycetes, Ustilaginales.
AUGAGUUCAGGCUACGAGCUUCACCAGAAGCUGCGAACCAAGACGGUUCGACAAGUCAAGAAGAAGCAAUACGAUGAGGCGAUUUCGACGCUUCAUCAGGGAGCACUCGAGCUGCUCUCCCAAUCCGAGCAGGGAUCUGGCUGCGACCUGGCGGUAUACAUGAUCGAUGUAUACGGCAUCAAGAACCAAGUGGUAGAUUCAGAAGCGCGCGAUCGGAUUACUGACAUUCUCAGCAAAGCGGCGGCGGAUUUUUGGCGCAAGAAGGUGAUUGAUGCUGCGGUCAAGUGGUCGGUAAAAGCGAGCGGUGCUUCUACGGGAGAUCCUCUGUUGAGGUUGUUCAUCGCCAAGCUGUACGCGCACGAGGCAGAUUUCGAGCACGCCGAGCCACAUUUCUUGGCGAGCUGCGUGCAGACUGAACAGACUUAUGCAGUAGAGAGUGCGCCAAAAGCGUAUGCUCAAGCAAUGGCGGAUUGGCUCUCUGCAUUCGCGACGCAGACCUCGCAGAUGCCAGGUGAGACGCGCAAUGCGGAUGCGAUCCAACGCAUUGAAGCGGGUCGAUUUGCUCUACGUGCCACCAUCCCGCUCCUCGCCAACCACGCCGUGAAAGCAGCGACGACAUUCCAAGAAUCCUACCUCUCCACCGUCACCGCUCGCCUGAAAAGCCUUCUGCUACCCGUCCAACCCAACCCUCGACCAUACAUCCCGCCCGGUUCCGCCACUACCUCGUCCGAUCUUCAGCUCUACUUGACAGCCAAUGCCGAUCUUAACUUCAGCCAAAUCGCCGUGGCUCUCGUAUGCGAGGCGGCCAAACUCUCACGCGUCCCGGAUUCGCUCCGAAACGCGUGGAUCCAACUGGUGCGACAGUACGAGAAGGAAGCUCCCGCGUUGACGCACGAGGAUGCAGUGAGAGCUGCCAUUCCACAGAUCGGAACCGACUGGUUCGGCUUGCAGCAGCAGCGGAACCAGAACAACAUGCUGAGCGAUAUGAUGGCGAGCCUAUUCGGUGGUCCACCCACCAGCGCAUCCGGCGCCGCCACCGAGAAGAAACACAUUCAAGGAGCCGGUGCGCCUCCUAAGCCGCUCAAUGCACCAUCCCCCAAUGCAGCACAAUCGUCGUCCACAUCCACAACAAGCGCUCCUGCGCUAGCGGAUGACUUGGCAGACGACGAAAUGGACUGA